AGUGCAUCAUCGAGGUCUCCUGGUCCGAAGGAGAAACGAGCAGCUUUGCGUUGAUUAUUAUUAUUUUAGAAGCGCUCUAUAUAGCUUUUAUAUUCCACUCUCACACAUACAUACAUACAUACACACACUCGCACGUACGCCCCCUCCAUACCACCGCACUCCGGCGGAGUAUCAGAUAAACGAUUUGGGAGACUCUGCAGCGCUGGUUUGGGGUGCGUACGAGCUGUGGGAUACCUUCGUUUACAUACGCCUGUUUAUACAUCCAUAUUACCCAAACGACCCUGGAAGGCGAGGGAUUUUGGUUUGCUGGUCCAGUUUGUUUUUCCCUACCCGCUGUGUCGCACAGCGCCGUUCCGCGCGGAUACUCAAAGAGAGGGAAAAGCCAGAAAUUUUUCUUGUGUCGUCGUUUACUUGCUGUUAUUUUCCAUCGGCGAGUCGCAUCAACGCCGUCUUGGAUUUACCAUAAUUGUUUACGUCUUCUAUAUAGUCUUCAUACCGCUUGCGUGUGUGUGUGUGCGUGUGCUUCCUUCCUUCCCUCCGACGUAUCCGUCGUCCGCCGCUUCCCUUCCUUUGCAUUUUCACCUCUAUAAACGCGAUUUUCGCUCUCUUUUCUUUUCUUUUUUAACUCGGGAGUUUCUUUGCUGUUCGCCCUUUGAAACUGCUUUUGAUUGUUCUUGUUGUUGUUUUAGUAAAUUCGACAACACAACCUCGCAGCCCGUGAGGGAGAGAGAGAGAGGAAGAAACGGGGAGAGGUGGGCGGAAGAUUCCAUACGAGUUAUCCGCAGCAGACGAGCGUGAAGUCCAAGAUAUAUAUAUAGAAAGAGAGGGGGAGAAAGAGACCAGGUGAAUCUCCUCCUCUUCUAUUGUAUUGGCUCGGUGGCGUUGUCUUUUGGUUGUUUGAUUGUUUUGCAUAAUGCCCAGCGAUUUAGCGUCCCUCUCGAGGGAGGAGCUCGUGAAUCGAGUGCUCGACCUGCAGGCGGAGAACAGCGCCCUCAGCCGGCAGCUGCGCAGCACCGCCUCCUCCAAGCGAGGCAGCGGGCCGUCGCCUACGGCCACCUGCAUGAACGCUCACUACCACAACAGCAAUAACAUCAGCGGCGAUGUUAGUGGCAGUGGGGGCGAUGGUGCGACGAGUCCGAUCGCCGGCAGCGGCUCCCACUCAGACCCCGUCAAUCCUUUCCUUACAAGUCCCCACGCAAGCCGGCUCGGCGGCAGCAUGUCCAUCAGCUCUGACGUCCCGGCCUCACCCGCCGCGGCACGGCUCAGCGGGCGGCCCAGCAUGAUCGUGCCGCCGGCCCCGUCGUAUGAAAUAUCGAUGUCCGUCAUGGUGAUUGAGAACGGCGCCGCCCUCUCCGUCCCGCUCGCCGCGGUGCUGAACAAAACGUACGGCCGCGAGGACGUGCGGGAGGCCGACACGCCGGUUGUGUCGUCGAAGUUUCUGCGCGACAUGGACUCUCUCCGCACACAGCGCUUCUCUGUUGGGGACGGUCACGGCGACGAGGUCUCGCCGAGCAUGAACUUAGAUGAGGAGUUUACCGAGAACUUCAGCGCGUCGCGGCCGAGCGCGGACGACGCAGGGGACCGCAGUCGGGCCAGCAUACUGAUUCGUGCAAGCGGUGGUGGGGGCGGUGGCGGUGGGGCCACUGGGAACGCGAUGAUAGCGGGGGGUGGUGGUGGCGGUGACGACGACGACGGCGAGCCGGCGCCGACAGACCCCCGCGCGGACUCCGUCAGGAAUGCCGCGGCGGCCUCCUCGCUCGCCCAGCGCGCCGGCGUGACCAAUCUACACCUCCGCCAGGACCUCCUCUUCGCGCGCGACAUGUCGCUCGACGUCGACGCCAUCAUCACCCACCAAACCCUGCGCCUCUUUAAUCAGCAGUUUGGGCGGGACGGGAAUAUGCUGUCGCCCAUGUCGUCCUACGGCAACGCCAUCUAUCACUACAUCGUGAAGACGUUCGCGGUGCGUAACGGGUGCGAACACUCGCCCGACGAUGUGGAGGGCUUCGGACGCACGCUGAUUAACCUGUGCAGGGAGGUGAAGCACAUCCUGCAGGAUGAGCCGCGACACGGCUCGUCCGUCUCGCCGUGCUACGUGUUUGGCGACCUGCACGGCAACUUUCGCGACCUCUUCUACUUCAUGGACAACCUCAUCAGCUUCCAGGACCUGCGGUACACCCCGCACCGCUUUGUCUUCCUGGGCGACUACGUCGACCGCGGCGAGUUUAGCGUGGAGGUGGUCGCCUAUCUGUUCUCGAUGAAGGUGCUUGCCCCGCAGAAGGUGCUGCUGCUGCGCGGCAACCACGAGGACACCCUCGUCAGCGGCGACGUCUCGGGUUACGGCAACACGAGCUUCCGCGCCCAGUGCCACAGCACCUUCGGCACGGGACUCGGGGAGGAGUUGUGGCACCGCGCGAGUGAGACGUUUUCGUACCUGCCUCUGUCGGCGAACAUCGACGGCAAGAUUUACUGCACCCACGGCGGUGUCCCGCGGUACGGCGGCGGGGUCGAUGACCGUUUGGACGUGCUAAAGAGCCCCGACUUCCCGAUAAUGGAGUCCUUCUUCCAAGUCCCCGAGGAGGAGACGCCGCAGCACAAGAUGUACCGUCAGAUCGGCAUGGACAGCUGCUGGGCCGACCCGGCGGAGAAUGAGAGCAAGCUGGACAAGUACGGCUUCGGCGCCAACCCGCGCGGCACCGGCGUCAUCCUCUUCGGCACGAAGGCCGUCGACGACUUCUUGGACCACUUCCACUUCGAGUACAUCUUCCGCGCGCAUCAGGAGAAAUCGGACGGACUGAAGCUGAGCAAGAGCGCUCGCGUCUUCACGAUUUUCAGCACCAGCGCCUAUGUUGGCCAUCAGAACGGUGCGGGGGUGGUCCUCGUCGCGGAGGGAAAGAUUCGGCUCAUCGUGAAGAACGCGGACACCUACGAGGAGGACGAUUACAUGGCGGAGGAGGACGAUGGGUACCGCCGAUGA
Leptomonas pyrrhocoris is the source of this 2974-nucleotide messenger RNA. RefSeq names its product putative serine/threonine protein phosphatase. NCBI's taxonomy places the organism in Eukaryota, Euglenozoa, Kinetoplastea, Trypanosomatida, Trypanosomatidae. Gene Ontology annotation, cellular component: cytoplasm; nucleus. Gene Ontology annotation, molecular function: protein serine/threonine phosphatase activity. The coding region runs from base 914 to 2974 and encodes 686 amino acids. The transcript has a single exon. The record is from RefSeq and is a predicted model, not a curated record.